CCCCCUUCCCUGAAAAUCCGUCGCCAUGAUGGUCCGUUGUAGAAAGCGGACUCCGCUUCGUCGGACGACCAUCACAGACAAAUCGGGCGACGUGCAAGCGGAUCCGUCGAGACCCGUGCUCUGUGAGGUUCGGGGUGAGGCAGAGCCUGUGGAAAGGGCCACGGUAUGGCGGCCAGGGCAUGUGGUCCACCUGCGGAUAUUUCUCGAGAGUGUCGUCAGCUCAUCGCCUCGUACCCGUGCUGCUGAGAAAGACAUUGAAAGACAACUGACAGCCCUCCCUUUCAUGCCUCAUUCCUGCCAAACUCCCCUCCUAGAUCUCCCCUCCCACCCCCCAGCGGCUGUAUAUCUGGUGAAGUGUUACAAGGCGUGCUACCCUUGUAUCUCUUCCUUCCGAUCCCUUUGGUGUCACGACUUCGCCUGGGCUUCAAUCCCAGGAGGCUCCGCGUGCUGCACAGCCGCACUUCAGCAAGUUACAUUUGUGCCGCACUCCAAAGCCCGGAGUUCUCUCGGAGCUCCAAGGGUGCAACUGACUCAAGAGUGUAACCCUAUUGGUUACGGUAUGGCGCUGCACAGUCAUUGGGCAAAGGAGAUGGUGAGAAAUCACGCCUUCAGAGUUUCACUAACAAAGAAACGAAGCCGUGAUGAUAAUCAUGGCGAUACCAACAGUGACGGUGCUGCAAGCGGCAAUGCAUGCAGCCAAGAUGCGCGCAGGCGCAGGAUCCACCGCUCCUGUGCUUCAACUCCUGCAGCAGCGGUCCCGCCAGCCAUGCUGCUUGCAGCAUCUGCUGACAAGACAAGUCUCUCUGCUGACGUACUCAGCACAGAGAUCACUCGGCACCAGCAUGGGAGCUUCUCGAUUCCAACCGGGUCAGCAGGUCGGCAGCACCAAGACGACCCGAGCCCCAAUCGACGCUUUCCUCAGAGCCCGCCUUUUCAAAGAGCUGUUAGCGCCCCGGAACAACAGAGUUGUGUCGGAAUCGUCUCUAAGUGCAGCAGCACGCGGCUGAGUUGGGCGGAUUACUUUAGAAGCAAGGAGAGGCUGGGAAUAGCGGUGCUGUCUGCGGAGCCACUUCAAACCCAGGGUGCAGCAAUUCGCUGUGACGAAGCAUGCAAUGUGCGCACAGCAACAUCAAUGGAGGGAUGGGCAUGCUGGGGAAAGCCACUUGGUGCUCGAGCCAUCAUCCCUGACCUGAACCUUCCUGCCUGCGAGGCUGAUGGCUUGACAUGCUGCCCGGCCGUCGGAUUCACGCAUGCAAGACAUUUCUCAGACACCACGCCGUCUCGUUCAUCUGGAGUACAUACAGCUGAGCUUCGAGGAACUAAGUUGGGCGAGUUGCACUUGAUUGAACCCGUGGAAGCAGCAGCAGCAGCAGCCGCAACUAAAGAAACAGCACCAGCAAAAGCAGCAGCAGGCGAAGCAAGAGCAGCGAGAACAACUGCGCUGCCAGUGGAAUGAUUGCUUGGAUACUGAGAGGAGAAUGUUGAUAAGGGAAAUUAUGAAUUUUAGGAGAACGGACAUCCCCUUGCUCUCGUAAAGCAUGCAUUGGCAAUAGUUUUUGUGCAUUUCCGUGUGCAUUUGCUUCUAGAGUGGCUUGAUUGAGCCUCUAAUAAAAAUGAAGGUAUAUG
This is a messenger RNA of Closterium sp. NIES-67, 1626 nucleotides long. The record is from the annotation of a GenBank genome assembly. NCBI's taxonomy places the organism in Eukaryota, Viridiplantae, Streptophyta, Zygnematophyceae, Desmidiales, Closteriaceae.